GCUAUAAAAUGGUAGUGUAGUAGCACAAAAUGAUCUUCGCCUCAAUGAGAGUGCGUUUUUUCUCAAAGGGAAGUGCAGCAUGGGAGGGCCUAUUCGCUACAUACAGAUACUUCUCUAAUGAAUUGCACAUGGGCAGAUGCCCAUGUUCCCUCUUCAUCAACAAUUCUGUUCCUUCCACAUUCUCCUUAGUAUUCUGUAACAGACCUAUAUAUAGGAAGGUAGACUGGGUUGAGAUCGGGUGAUAACUUCAAGUCACAACUCAAACAAGUUGGGUUUUUGUGUUAGAAAAGACUAUAGUACUAUAAACAACUCAUAUUACGGGUUUCUAAGUUAGAUCUAACUGCACGAGUUGAGGCCUGAGGGUCAUAUGGUUAUGAAUCAUUGAUAUUUAAUAGAGUUUGAAUUUUGAC
Rubroshorea leprosula is the source of this 410-nucleotide messenger RNA. Lineage: Eukaryota; Viridiplantae; Streptophyta; Magnoliopsida; Malvales; Dipterocarpaceae. The record is from the annotation of a GenBank genome assembly.